This is a messenger RNA of Pocillopora meandrina, 3204 nucleotides long. NCBI's taxonomy places the organism in Eukaryota, Metazoa, Cnidaria, Anthozoa, Scleractinia, Pocilloporidae. The record is from the annotation of a GenBank genome assembly.
AUGAACGAGACAGGUGAGGUUAUACAGUCCGUCUUGAUUGGCCUCGUUGUCGCCAGUUUCUUUCUCAAAACCUGUCGAGUUCUACAGAUCAUUGGAUUUUGUAAGAAAUGCUUGGUUUGCAAACACAACAGAGGAAUCAUACACAGAAUCCUCAUAUGGUCCAAAGCUCUGCAUCUGGCCAUGUUCGAUAUCUAUUGUUUAAUCUCUGAGGACUCGAGUGCUAUAGAAUAUGGAAAGAGGCUUCUUCACACCCUUCAUAGCUAUGACGAGAAAUCUUUAGAAUGUAACCUACUCCUAACACUAGCCGUUCUCUGUGAAAACCAUGGGAAACUAGUUGAUGCAGAGGAACUCUUUCAAAAGGCAGCAGAAAUCAAUACGGAAAUAGGCAACAGUAGCGAAGAAGCCUUUUGCUACGAGAAACUGGGGAUUGUCUGUGAUUCUCUUGGUAAAACCGUCAAAGCGACGGAAUCGUUCGAGAAUGCUCUGAAGGUCAGAAUACAAGUGGGUGACAAAACUGGACAAGCCAGAAAUUACUCCAACCUUGGGGCCAUGUUUCAGUCUCUUGGUAAAUACACGAAGGCGAAAGAGUAUCUCGAAAAAGCAAUUUCUAUCACAAAAGAAUCAGGCGACAGGGAUCUAGAAGCGAGUUCUCAUGGAAACCUAGGGACAGUGUUGGAGAGAACUGGUGAAUAUAACAAGGCAAAAGAGCAUCACGAAAAGUCACUCGCAAUUAAGCAAGAAAUUGGUGAUCAAAAAGGUAAAGCCCCGACUUAUGUGAACCUGGGCAUUGUUUUUCUAUCUCUUGGCGAGUAUGCCAGAGCUAAAGAAUAUUUUGUUAAGGCUCUUAUGAUGUAUCAAGAAGCUGGUGAAAGAGUGGGAGAAGCAGUAUGUCACGGAAACAUUGGAAUAGUUUUACAGCGUCUUGGUCAAUAUCUAGAGGCAAAGAAUUCUCACGAAAAAUGCCUGAAAAUCAGGCACGAGAUUGGUAACAAGGAUGGAAAGGCAUCAUCUUAUUGCAACCUAGGAACUGUCUUUCUCGAUUUAGGUGAAUAUACCGAGGCUAGGGGUUAUUUUGAAAGGGCGAUUGAAAUCGGAAUAAAAACUGGUGACAAAUUGGUUGAAGCGAAAUCUUAUGGAAAUCUAGGAAAUGUGUUCCAGCAUCUUAGCAAAUAUCGUAAGGCACAAGAUUAUUACCAGAAAGCACUUUUCAUAGAACAAGAAAUUGGACACAAAAAAGGAGAGGCAGCAUGUUAUGGAAAUCAAGGCAAUUUGUUUCAACGUUAUGGUGACUAUGCAAAGGCUAGAGAUUAUUACGAAAAAGCGAUUAGAAUCCAACAAGAAAUUGGUGACAUCAAUGGUGAGGCUACAUCUUACGAUGGUUUAGGAACUGUGUAUCAAAUUCUGGGUGAUUAUAGCAAGGCAAAAGAUUAUUACGAAAAAGCUGUGGCAAUCAUACGAAAACUCGGGAACAGAAGAGGUGAAGCCUCGUUUCACUUGAACAGUGGAACUUUGCUCCAAUUCCAAGGUGAGUAUUUCAAGGCAAAGGAUCACUACGAAAAAGCACUUGCAAUCGCCCAAGAAAUCGGCGCAAGGAAAGAAGAGGCAUUAUGUAAAGGAAACCUAGGAACUGUAUUUAAUCAUUUGGGUGAAUAUGUAAAAGCGAAGGAUUACUACGAGAAAGCACUAACAAUCCAUAAAAAAAUGGGUAAUAGAGGAGGUGAAGCUUCUUGCUAUGGGAACCUCGGCGCUUUGUUUCUCUCUCUUGGAGAAUAUGUCGAGGCACGACAUUAUUUCGAAAAAGACGUGGGGAUAAGAAGAGAAAUUGGAGACAAAAGAGCGGAGGUCACGUCGUACAUAAAUGUCGGAAAUGUGUUUUUCAGUCUUGGAAAAUACAAGAAGGCUGACGAAAAUUUUCAAAAAGCGCUUUCAACUUCAAAACUACUUAGUUACAGACAGGGAGAAGCAGGAUCUUACAGUAUGAUUGGAAGCAUUCAUCGCGUUAUUGGCGACCACCAAAUGGCCAAAGAAUACUUCGAGAAGGCUGUAUCAAUCAGUGAAGAAUUCGGGGACAAGAAAGGAUUGGCAAGAGAUUAUGAACACCUGGGAAGUUUAUGCAUCUCCCUUAGUCAAAACGUCAAAGCCAAAGAAUAUUUUGAGAAGGCACUUGCCAUCAGCAGAGAGAUUCGUGACAGCAAAAAAGAGUUCUUGAUUCUUUGCAGACUUACAAACGUUUCAAUUUUGGAAGGAGCUGUUUUAGACGCAUUUGCAUGUCUCUUUACAAACAUUCAGAAUUGCGAAGAAUUGCGUGGUGUCGUUGGGGACAGUGAUCAAUUUAAGAUAUGUUUUGCACAACAGCGUGUUUUCCCGUACUGGAUUCUCAGUAAAAUGUUUCGCUUGAUGGAAGACUAUAAUCAGGCACUCUGCGUAUUAGAGCUCGGGAGAGCCCGGGCCCUAACCGACACACUGUCAGCCAAGUAUUCAUUAGCAAACCAAGUGUCCAUUGAUUUCCAAUCCUGGACCGACAUUGAAAAUUUAAUGGAUAAACAGAGGAAAAGCACCUGCCUCUACAUCUCGUAUACACCUCGAAAUUUGGUUCUGUGGAUUUUAAAGAGAAACGGUGUCUUCAAAAUCCACGAAAGAGAAUUCAUUGAUGUAAUGCAGGGCGGAUUAUUGAGAACGUGGGAUGAAUUUUUUGCUGAAAGCUUUCGACAGUUUGGCGUUUUGUCCCAAGGAAGUCAUCAAGAUCGCUAUUCGUAUGAGAAUCAAACGAAAGAUUUGUCAACCGAGGGAGGUAAUUUCGCUUCUUUUCGACCAAUAGAGGAAGACGAAGACCAGGAACCUGACCCAAAGCUACGUUUGUAUUAUGACAUGAUCAUUGCUCCUAUUGCUGACUUCCUUGAAGAGCCCAACAUCAUCAUCGUUCCAGAUCGUCAGUUGUAUCGGGUGCCAUUUGCAGCUUUACAGGCAAAGAAUGGGAAAUUUUUAUCCGAGAUGUUUAGGAUUCGCUUCGUACCAUCGUUGACGACUCUUAAACUCAUUCAGGACAGUCCAGAUGAUUACCACAGUCAAACCGGUGCAUUGAUUGUUGGUGAUCCUGAAGUUGGUGAAGUCAUUUAUAAGGGUCGCCGCAAAGUAAUACCACCAUUGCCUUGUGCUCGAAGGGAAGCAGAGAUGAUUGGGCGACUGCUGAACAUCGAGCCUUGA